AACAUCUCAUCUCCAAAAAGUCCACCUGGAUUUCCAAUCAUUUACCUUGUCCUUCUCCUCUAUGAGUACCAUUGACCGUGGCCACUUGGUGAAUGGUAGAAGAACAGCCCAGAUUUCCUAUCACCUGCAAAUAGUACCCUGUCCAGCCCAUCAUGGGAGGCGGACCAGAUAAAGAACAUCUCCUUAUCGUUCUAUGGGACGCUGAACCCAAGCAUAUCACCGACAGCAUCAGAAGUCGAUGGCCUCAUAUUGAGAUAACUUACUUCCAACUCAACGGUCCUAUCAGUUUCAAGGAUGUUGGAGAUCAAGUUCCUCCAGAACUGUUUCGCUCAGCGACGUUGUUGAUCACCCUCGCGGCUCUCCCUGCCAACAGGGAAGCUGCUCCCAAUCUCAAACUUCUCCACCUCUUUUCUGCUGGCAUCGAUCAUUGGACAAACCACCCUCUAGUCACUGACAGCGAUAUCGACAUUACAACAUCGUCUGGCAUCCAUGGACCUCCUAUAGCCGAAUGGAUCAUUAUGACCACUCUUGCCUCCAGCAAAAGAUUCGGCCCGUUGUACGAGGACCAGAAAAACCACGCCUGGGGCGCAAAUAGGGCUGCCCUAGCCAAUGUCUCCGACUGGGUUGAUAAGAGAGUCGGUAUCGCGGGCUAUGGCAGUAUAGGACGACAAGCUGCCCGUGUUUUCUCCGCUAUGGGAGCUACCAUCCAUGCAUACACGGCCAGCCCGCGCCCAACCGCUGAAUCACGCAGAGACGAAGGGUAUCGGGUUCCCGGUACCGGUGACCCUGACGGCACAGUUCCCACGGCUUGGUAUAGUGGUAAAGACAAAGCCUCCCUCCACACCUUCCUUCGCUCGGGCUUGGACGCAAUCAUCAUAGCACUUCCACUAACCCCCGCCACACGUCACUUGUUUGGUAAAGAAGAAUUUGCGCUCCUCGCCGCACCAGCGCCGGGCAGCGCCGAAGCUGGCACCCGUAAGAUUGGAUCCAAAGGAGCAUUCCUGAUCAACAUCGCACGAGGAGCCAUUCUCGACCAGGUGGCUCUGACCGAGGCUCUAAACGAUGGGACUUUGGCGGGUGCGGCCUUGGACGUCACAGACCCUGAACCCUUGCCCAAGGAUGAUCCAUUAUGGGAUGCGAAGAAUGUCAUCAUCACUCCACACGUCAGUGGGCUGGGAGUUGAGUAUUACCAGCGGGCAUAUGACGUGUGGAUUCAGAACUGGGACAGGCAAGAGAGAGGAUUGAAGCCAUUUAAUCUGGUGCAGAGAAGCAAAGGGUAUUGAUGUGGAGGAAUUAUUAGGCAGUGUGGGCAAGUGGUUGGAAAUAAGGCUCAACUAGAUGGAUUUUGAAUAGAGAGAAAUCUGCCCAAUCGUCAAAAGAUUGAAUAUAAUUUCU
Molecule: messenger RNA, 1395 nt
Organism: Exophiala mesophila
Lineage: Eukaryota; Fungi; Ascomycota; Eurotiomycetes; Chaetothyriales; Herpotrichiellaceae
Exons: 4
Coding region: 153-1283 (376 amino acids)
Molecular function (GO): NAD binding
Source: RefSeq, a predicted model, not a curated record